GGAAAAGUUUAUUCCGCGUGGGAAGUGUCUGUGCCACUGUUUGAGUUGAGUUCAGUGGUAGUUAAAAUCACUUCAAAAAGGACAUUAAAAUUACAUCAGAAAAGAUGGAGAUUGUUACGGGAAGGUCUGGAGCACCAGGAGGAGCUGGGAAAGGGGCUCAGCCUGGAGAAAAGGAGGGACGUCAGGGGGGACCUUCUCGCUCUACACAACACCCUGACAGGAGGAGCAGCCGGGGGGAGUCGAGACCUUGUGCCAUGUAGUGUUUGCUCAAAGUGAGAGGAAAAAGGCCUCAAGGUGUGCCAAGGUUUAAACCACCUGUCCUUUGACCCUGCCAGCACCGAGUCCCUGGGGUUGGGCAGUGCUGCUGGCCCGCGGCUGACGGACAGCCCGGCUGAGGAUGGAAGUGGCCCAGGAAAGAGGAAGAGGAGCAGCAUUCCCCCAGAAGGUGUCAGAAAUCUGAGCCUGGACUCCAUUCUGAUGGGAUUGCCAAUGUCCGAUCCGACUGCCUGGGCCACCGCCAUGAACAACCUGGGCAUGGCUCCCAUGGGCAUGACAGGACAGCCCCUCCUGCCUGAUUUUGAUCCUGCUCUUGGAAUGAUGACUGGAAUCCCUCCAAUCAACCCCAUGAUGCCAGGCCUGGGGAUUGUCCCACCUCCCAUCCCUCCGGACAUGCCAGCUGUGAAGGAGAUCAUACACUGCAAGAGCUGCACUCUCUUCCCACCUAACCCACAUCUUCCCCCUCCGGCCACGAGAGAGAGGCCCCCUGGGUGCAAGACUGUGUUUGUUGGAGGCCUGCCGGAAAACGGGACGGAGCAGAUCAUCAUGGAGGUGUUUGAGCAGUGUGGGGAGGUCAUAGCUAUCCGCAAGAGCAAGAAGAACUUCUGCCACAUCCGCUUUGCUGAGGAGUUCAUGGUGGACAAGGCACUUUACCUGUCUGGCUACCGCAUCCGGCUGGGCUCCAGCACGGACAAGAAGGACACGGGGCGGCUGCACGUGGACUUUGCUCAGGCGCGGGAUGACCUGUACGAGUGGGAGUGCAAGCAGCGCAUGCUGGCGCGCGAGGAGCGGCACCGGCGCCGCCUGGCCGAGGAGCGCUUCCGCCCGCCCUCUCCGCCCCCCGUCGUCCACUACUCCGACCAUGAGUGCAGCGUGGUGGCUGAGAAGCUCAAAGAUGACACCAAGUUCUCGGAAGCCAUCCAGACCUUGCUGACCUGGAUAGAACGCGGGGAAGUGAACAGGAGAACUGCCAACAACUUCUACUCCAUGAUCCAGUCGGCCAACAGCCACAUACGUAGGCUCGUCAACGAGAAGGCAGCUCACGAGAAGGAGAUGGAAGAAGCUAAAGAGAAGUUCAAACUGGCUCUCUCAGGGAUCCUGGUGCAGUUCGAGCAGAUAGUGGCCGUGUACCAUUCUGCCUCCAAACAAAAGGCUUGGGACCAUUUCACGAAAGCUCAGCGUAAGAACAUCAGCGUGUGGUGCAAACAAGCAGAGGAGAUCCGUAACAUCCACAAUGAUGAGCUGAUGGGCAUUCGGAGAGAGGAGGAGAUGGAAAUGUCUGAUGAAGAAAUAGAAGAUCCAUCAGAGAUGAAAGAAACAGAAGAGUCAGCGCUGGUGUCGCAGGUGGAGGUGCUGAAGGAGGAGAACGACAGCCUGCGCUGGCAGCUGGACGCCUAUCGCAACGAGGUGGAGCUGCUCAAGCAGGAGCAGGGCAAGGCCUCCAGGGAUGAGGACACCACCAAGGAGCAGCAGAUGAAGCUCCUCCAGCAGGCUCUGCAGGGCAUGCAGAAGCAUCUUUUGAAAGUCCAAGAGGAGUACAAAAAGAGAGAAGCUGAGUUGGAAAAAGUAAAAGAAGACAAACUUAAAAUAGAAACAUUACUAGAAAACCUGAAGGAGCAGCAGAACAUGGCAGAUGAAGAGGACAAGGAGGGAGAUGCAGCUGACUUGCAAGGGAAUGAGAGCAGCACAUCCAGAGUUUGUGCCUGCAGCCAGGAGAAAGAAUAUCCAGUGGAGAAGACCUUGAGCAACAGCCCUGUGAAAUCUGAGCGAGAAGUUCUCUUAGUUGGGAUAAUUUCAACGUUUCUCCACGUGCAUCCGUUUGGAGCCAGCAUUGAGUACAUCUGCUCCUACCUGCAGCGCCUGGACAGCAAGAUCUGCACAGCAGAGGUGGAAGUGCUCAUGACACGACUGCAGAACACGUUCCGGCAGGAGCUGAGUGGGGUUGGGGCCAGCCUGGAGAAGAGGUGGAAGUUUUGUGGCUUUGAUGGGUUGAAAAUGACUUGAGCUUUGACUUAAUGCUGAAAACAGUGGGAUAUGGAUGCUGAGAAAACCUGGGAUGCUCCUUCCUCUGUUCCUGAUGAUUCCCUCACACCACGGCCUUGGGGUACAAAGUAUAAAAGUGAAACCAAGUCCAGAGCAGCAUGGGAAGAACCUCCAAGUUCUGCAGCUGCUUCGAUCAGUUAUUUGUUAUUGGGCAAGUGCUGUUCAAUAUAUUUGGGGAAAAAAGCUCCUACGUGACCCUUUGAAGCACAGCGUGUUGACUCUCUGUUCUACCAGUGUUGUAUGUGCUUGUGUGCCCAAAUUCCUACUCCUCAACCUUCCUUCUGCUGCGAAGAGCCACAGACUGUCCUGAAGCAACAACAAAGGGUCAUCUUCUGGUUUCUAGAUCACCAAAAGGGAAAAAAAAAGGCAUUUUUUAGAUAUUUCUAUGAGUAAAAACCAAGGUAUGUUUAAACAGAAGAUUUAGAUGCGUCAGGGGCCUCUGAGCCAAGGAAUUGUUUCUUUUUUUGCUGUUCUCUCUGUUAGCAGUUAAGCUGAGAUGGGGGCAGAGGGGGAUUCUGGCAGUGCCACUCCUGCUCUGGGUCAGUCUGUACAGAAUCUUUUACAUGGGAAGGGUGUUUAAUUUUCUGGGGAUGUGGGUGGAACAGAGCGACAUCAGCCUGGCUUUGGCGAUUUUUACCACCCAGUUCCUUCACCUACUUUGUUUUGGAGACCAAGCUCAAGACUCCUCUGCUCCUAACCCUUCCCAGCCCUGUUCUUCAUGUUCCCAGUGCAUGCUAUGCUCUUGCCCAGCUGUGCAGAGGUGCAGAGUAGCACAGCUCAGCCCAUUCCAGCCUGCCUGGAGCCCUCUGGAUCCUCCUGCCUGCAGCAGCCUCACCUUCCUAGCCUGGUGUCACCUGCAGAGCUCUCAGUCACCCUAUGCAGUAUUCCUGUUCUGCCAGACAUCCCAAUGUGCUCCCAGCACAGCAGCUGGCACAGUUCCAGCCCCUCCUGUUUGUUCCCCAUGCCCCAGGUGUUGGUGCCCUUCACUUGGGCUAUUGAUCCCACCUCAUCUUUGAGGGAGAAGCCCCAGUUCAUAUGUUCCUGUUCUCAGGCAUUUCCUGAAUGUGUGACACAUCCCCAACCCCGGUGUCAUCCUGCUAGGUGCUUCUCCACCCUGUGCCACAGCCAAGGUAGUGCCCAGGUGAGUACAGGGACAUUUCUGGUGCGUUCUGUGUACCUGGCACAGAGACCUGAUGCUGUGUGAACCAAUCCUCGUCCAAAACUCCAAAAUUCCACUGAUGAUGCCAGGCCUGGAGCCAGCUAUUGACCUGCUGGCUCUGUUUCUCCCCUCACCAUUCCCUGCAAUGGAAAGGACAGAGGAGAGCACUUCCUGUGCUCCUGCUCUCUUUCCCACUCACCCCAAGGCUCUGAGGUCUCUUCAGCUCCCUUGGAUUUCUUCCUGCACCUUCAUCCUCCAGCCCCAAGAAUCAUCCUCCUCGUUGUUGUUUCCACUGGCAGAGCCUGGCACCUGUUCUCCCCCGGCACUGGAGGAGCCAGAGUGGACACAGAGCAGACACCCCUGCUGUGCUAGGUGGGAAUGUGGCACCUGUCCCUUGGGGUCAGCCAGGUGGAGAGAGAGCAGGGUGGCCUGUACUCAGUGAGAGCUCUCCUUGGGAAAAUCAAGGAAGAAACUUCCCAAGUCAGGACAGUUGCAGAGCCCUGAGAGCAGCCGUGGCUGGAGCACCCCAGAGUCAGGGAAGGCGUGGGGUCGGUGGGGAUGGGGCUGGACUCCCCAGCGUGGCAGCUCCCACAGCACAAGGACUUGCUGGGUCCCAGCCUCUGUUGGCUGCAGGGUGGGAGCUGGAAUGGGGCCAGGGCACCGUGGGCAGACAGAGCCACCUCCUGAGGGUCUGAGGUGGCUGGGGCUGUUGGAGAGACCAGGCAGGUUGUUCCAUGGGACAGCAGAAGGGAGAGGAGCGAGGACCUGUGGGGCAGUGGUGGCUGGUGCUGUGAAAGUAAUUCAGGGCUAGAGCAUCCCAGGCUCCUGCUGCUUCCCCUGUCCCAGGGCCUUUCCAGAGGGGCUGAGGUUUCUCCCAGGAGAUAUCCAUCCUGCACAUGGGCUGCUGAGGUGACAUCCAGGGAUGAGUGACAAAGAUCUUCCCUUGGGACCAGGCUGUUCCCACAUGGGCUGUUCUCCCUGCUCCCAACACUGAGCGCUUGCCACACUGGGAGCAGAUAAAAACCCUUUUAAAAAAUGUUCUGAAUAGUUGUGUCCCUGCAGAUGAUGAAUGCUGUAUUUUUAAGGAAUAAACAUUUUUUAUGGGCAAA
Haemorhous mexicanus (house finch) is the source of this 4587-nucleotide messenger RNA. It is a transcript of the gene ENOX2, whose product is annotated as ecto-NOX disulfide-thiol exchanger 2. The record is from RefSeq and is a predicted model, not a curated record. Gene Ontology annotation, biological process: ultradian rhythm. Gene Ontology annotation, molecular function: RNA binding; protein-disulfide reductase activity. Bases 478 to 2280 code for a protein of 600 amino acids. Gene Ontology annotation, cellular component: external side of plasma membrane; plasma membrane. NCBI's taxonomy places the organism in Eukaryota, Metazoa, Chordata, Aves, Passeriformes, Fringillidae. The transcript is spliced from 15 exons.